AUGGGUCAGUCGCAUUCCAAGGGCAACGCCAACUCGGGCGACUCGCUCGCCUCGUACCCGUCCUUCUCCAAGUCGGACACCAAGGAGUCGCUCCGCUCCUUCCGCGGCUCCAUCCGCUCGAAGAUCCCCGGCGCUCGCAGCGCCGAUAGCCCGCGUGGAUCCACCACCUCUCUCCCCCAGACCGAUAAGUCGGAUGCGGGCUCGGUCAAGUCGUCGGGCAGCCGCCCCGGCUCGAAUGCUGGUCUUCAGUCUCCGGAGUCGGAGACCGGCGAGCGUCCCAGCUCGCCCCGCCCCCCGCCAUCUCCUUCGCUGUCGUCCAGUCUCCAGCGAGGCCACAAGGAUGUCGAUGCUAUGCAGCGGAGUGGCGAGGUCGACCACGUGUCGGACGUGCCUCCAUCGGGCGCUGCGCCCUCGGGGACCGCCCAGAAAGCGGGCGAGUCGAUCUUGAUCAAGCGGGAGAACCAGCUGAACCCCAUUUUGGAUUUCAUCCUCAAUACUCCCCUGGAGACUUCUGGGUCGCCCGGUAUGGGGAUGGGCGCUUUGAAGUCGAUUGAUCUGGAUGACAUGAUCACGCGUCUGCUGGAUGCGGGUUACUCGACCAAGGUCACCAAGACGGUCUGUCUCAAGAAUGCCGAGAUCACGGCCAUCUGCACCGCGGCGCGAGAGCUGUUCCUUUCUCAGCCUGCUCUGCUGGAACUGGCGGCGCCUGUGAAGAUUGUCGGUGACGUCCACGGUCAAUAUACGGAUCUCAUUCGCCUCUUCGAGAUGUGCGGGUUCCCACCUGCGUCGAACUACCUGUUUCUUGGCGAUUACGUCGACCGAGGGAAGCAGAGUUUGGAGACAAUCCUCCUGCUUCUCUGCUACAAACUCAAGUACCCGGAGAACUUCUUCUUGCUCCGCGGCAAUCACGAGUGCGCCAAUGUCACACGAGUGUAUGGGUUUUAUGAUGAGUGUAAGCGCCGCUGCAACAUCAAGAUCUGGAAGACUUUCAUCGAUACCUUCAACUGCCUGCCCAUCGCCUCGAUUGUCGCUGGCAAGAUUUUCUGUGUCCACGGCGGUCUGUCGCCCAGCCUUUCGCACAUGGAUGACAUCCGAGGCAUUGCCCGUCCCACCGACGUGCCCGAUUAUGGUCUGUUGAAUGAUCUCCUGUGGAGUGAUCCCGCAGAUAUGGAGGAGGACUGGGAACCAAACGAGCGUGGCGUGAGCUAUUGCUUCGGAAAGAAGGUGAUCAUGAACUUCCUGCAACGCCAUGAUUUCGACCUGGUGUGUCGUGCCCACAUGGUCGUGGAAGACGGGUAUGAAUUCUACCAGGACCGAAUCCUAGUGACUGUCUUUUCCGCGCCGAAUUAUUGUGGCGAGUUCGAUAACUGGGGUGCCAUCAUGUCCGUGUCCGGAGAACUGCUUUGUAGUUUCGAACUGCUGAAACCCCUGGACUCGACUGCACUGAAGAAUCAUAUCAAGAAGGGUCGCAACAAGCGAAACAGCAUGUUGAACAGUCCGCCCGCGGCAGUAUCAGCACAGAGCUUCUAA
Molecule: messenger RNA, 1530 nt
Organism: Penicillium lagena
Lineage: Eukaryota; Fungi; Ascomycota; Eurotiomycetes; Eurotiales; Aspergillaceae
Gene: phzA
Product: putative serine/threonine protein phosphatase
Exons: 3
Coding region: 1-1530 (509 amino acids)
Cellular component (GO): nucleus; cytoplasm
Molecular function (GO): protein serine/threonine phosphatase activity
Source: RefSeq, a predicted model, not a curated record